Molecule: messenger RNA, 3100 nt
Organism: Anolis carolinensis (green anole)
Lineage: Eukaryota; Metazoa; Chordata; Lepidosauria; Squamata; Anolidae
Gene: snx33
Product: sorting nexin 33
Exons: 3
Coding region: 738-2435 (565 amino acids)
Biological process (GO): endocytosis; endosomal transport; intracellular protein transport
Cellular component (GO): plasma membrane; cytoplasmic vesicle
Molecular function (GO): protein binding; phosphatidylinositol binding
Source: RefSeq, a predicted model, not a curated record
GGCCUCUUUUUUUCCUCCUUGGCUUUGCUGGUGGGAAAACUUUGGAGCCGACGCACGCAUCCAGAAGAAGAGAAGGAAGGAAGGAAGGAAGGAAUAAGAAAGACAGAAGGGAAGAAGAAGGGGAAAGGAGAAGAAGGAGAGAAAGGAGAGAGAGCUCUGCAAGGAGAGGAAUUUGGGGAGCCCAAGGAGGGCAAACGAGGACAACCUGUGCUUGCAGCACCAUUGUGCACCCAAUGUGCCGGAUUAUACGAUAUGUAAGAGAAGCCAAUAGAAGUCCCGACAUGUGGAUGUAUCUCUUUGGAUGAAGAUCGUUAACCGGAGUGCGUAAUAAUUUUACUAAAAAUGGUUCAGGAAUAACCUGUUUGCAAGAUAAAAGUGACAUAGACAUGACAGUGCUUGUGCUCUCCGCGGAGGCCUAUAUAACAUGAAAAAAUGAAAUAAAUGCAAUAGCGCAGGGCCAAAAAAUGUUGUUCGUCUGGCCCUAAGCACGUCAUUCCAGAUACAUCCAGACUGUGAGAAAUCUCAGUUCCAGGAAAGUCUGUGCAACCCACCUUUUUAACAUACAGUUCCUAUAUCGGCACCAAGGUGUAAUGGACCUGCAGAUUGGAUUCCUUCCAACUCACAGAAACUUUGUGCAGAUGCUUCUUGUAGAUAUUGAAGUGUGACGGACCUGCGGAGUUUUUAUUUUUCUAGUCAUCUGGAAGAAACACACGUACUGGGGAUUUAUAGUCCUGGCCAUGGCUUUGAAAGCGAGGGCACUCUACGACUUCCAGAGCGAAAAUAAGGAGGAGAUCAGCAUCCGAGAGAACGAGGAGUUGGUGAUCUUCAACGAGAACUCCUUGGAUGGUUGGUUACAAGGGACCAACAGUCGCGGAGAAACGGGUCUCUUCCCCGCUUCCUACGUGUCGGUGCUUCGUCCGCGUUCGGCCUCGGCGUAUACGGAUUACUCCAACAGUCUUUCGGGUUCUCCUGGGAAUCACUCGUCCUUUUCCGUCCCUCCGUCCAACACCAGCGUCUCCCACCAAGGUAGCUUUGAAGAUGACGACGACGACGACGACUGGGACGAUUGGGAUGAUGGUUGCACGGUGGUGGAGGAGCCCCGGAGCGGGCCGGGUACCAACGGCCACCCGUCUCCGAACUCGUCCUACCCGAGGCCGUACUCCUAUCCGAACCAUCAAGGCUACCGCCCGAAACCGUCUCUGGAACGGCAGGACAGCAUUGGGUCUUCAAAACGGGGCAGCGUGGUGGGACGCAACCUCAACCGCUUCUCCUCCUUCGUCCGCUCUGGCGUGGAGGCCUUCAUCUUGGGCGACGUCCCCAUGAUCUCCAAGAUCGCCGAGGUGUAUUACGUCGACAUGGGGCCCAAAGGUCCCCAGUGGAGGCCCAGCCCGCACCCUUUGGUGUGUUCGGUGGAGGACCCCACCAAGCAGACCAAGUUCAAGGGCAUCAAGAGCUACAUCUCCUACCGACUGACCCCCAGCAACACCCACUCGCCCGUCUACCGGCGGUACAAGCACUUCGAUUGGCUUUACAACCGGUUGCUGCACAAGUUCACCGUCAUCUCGGUGCCGCACUUGCCCGAGAAGCAAGCCACGGGGCGCUUCGAGGAGGACUUCAUCGAGAAGCGGAAGCGGAGGCUGAUUUUGUGGAUGGACCACAUGACCAGCCACCCAACCCUCUCCCAGUACGAGGGCUUCCAACACUUCUUGACCUGCCGGGACGACAAACAGUGGAAGAUGGGCAAGCGCCGGGCGGAGAAGGACGAGAUGGUGGGCGCUAGCUUCCUCCUGACCCUCCAGAUCCCCACCGAGCACCAAGAUCUCCAAGACGUGGAGGACAGGGUGGACACCUUCAAGGCCUUCAGCAAGAAGAUGGACGACAGCGUCCUCCAGCUGACCAACGUGGCUUCGGAGCUGGUGAGGAAGCACGUUGGAGGUUUCCGGAAAGAGUUCCAGAAGUUGGGGAACGCCUUCCAAGCCAUCAGCCAGUCCUUCCAGAUGGACCCACCCUACAGCUUGGAUGCCCUCAACGGUGCCAUCUCUCACACCGGCAAGACUUACGAGACGGUGGGCGAAAUGUUUGCCGAACAACCCAAGAACGACUUGUUCCUCAUGUUGGACACGCUUUCCUUGUACCAAGGACUCCUCUCCAACUUCCCGGAUAUUAUCCACCUGCAGAAAGGGGCCUUUGCCAAGGUGAAGGAGAGCCAGCGGAUGAGCGACGAAGGCCGGAUGGAGCAGGACGAGGCCGACGGGAUCCGGAAGCGGUGCCGCGUGGUGGGCUUCGCCCUCCAGGCCGAGAUGACCCACUUCCACGAGCGGCGGGUCUCGGACUUCAAGAAGAUGAUGCAGUCGUACCUCAGGCAGCAGAUCCUCUUCUACCAGAGGGUCAGCCAGCAGCUGGAGAAGACCUUGCGCAUGUACGACAACCUCUAGCAUCCCCAGGUGGCCUGGCCUUCCCUUUUCUCUUCGAAACGAGUCCCAAAAAUUACGAGUCGGGGAUAUUUGCACCUCCAAACUUACCUUCCACAACCAGGAUUAUAUCUUCCAUUGGAUCCACUCUGGGUUAUAAUCUGCACAAGAUAGUUGCUUGGAAGUCCAGAGUAAAUCUGAGAAGAGGAUGCACCGCUUCCGAGUAAAACCCAAAGUGGAAUGAGAACCGGUUUCCACAGUUGAUGGGCUUCCAAAACGGAUAUCUUGCUCGCAAUGUUGGUAAUCGAUUUUGGCAGUUGAUGGGCUUCUGAAACGGGUACCUUGCUCCCAACGUUGGUUUGAGCUUCCAGGGUUUCGUUCGAAGGCGACAACGUGGAGCAAAAACGUGGAGGAAUUGUGGGAGUUGCUCUAGAGCGAGAACUUCCUAGAAGAGCAAGAAGGUCUUGCUGUUCCUCAAGAGUAAGAACUUUCUGUGGGAUUUGGGAGUCCAAAAUACCUGGAGAGCAGAAGGUUGUCCAUGCCUGGUGUAGACCCAUCUGCUGCUCUUCCAAGAAGCUCUUGCUCUAGAGCAUUGCUCCUAAUGUUGGUUUGAGCUUCCAGGGUUUCGUUUGAAGGCGACACUUGGAGCAAAGGCGUGGAGGAAUUUGGGAGUUGCUUGAGUGCAAAAA